AUGGUUGAAGCGGAUCGCCCGGGGAAGCUUUUCAUCGGCGGGCUCGACCCUGAAACCGACGAGAAAGCCCUCGAGGCCGCGUUUGGCAAGUAUGGCCGCAUCGUCGAGGUGCUCUUGGUGAAAGACCGAGAAACCACCAAGUCGAGGGGCUUCGCGUUCAUCACCUUCGAAAGCCCAGCAAACGCCAAGGCCGCCGCCAGAGACAUGAACGGCAAGUCCUUGGAUGGUAAGACCAUCAAGGUGGCCCAGGCCACCAAACCGGCGUUUGAGAGCGGCCGGCGGGGCCCGCCGCCGCCCGGUGGAAUGCGCGGGCGGGCUCCGGCCGCGCGUGGGAGAGACGGCUUUGUGGGCCCGCCGCGCCGGGAGCCGGCGCCCCCUCGCCGGGACCCCUACCUGGGCCCCCGGGAGGAGGGCUACUCACCCCGAGAUGGCUACUCGAGCCGAGACUACCCGAGCGCCCGCGACCCCAGGGAUUUCGCGCCCUCGCCGAGAGAGUACAUCUACCGCGAUUACGGCCACUCCAUUCCCCGGGACGACUGUCCGUCGAGAGGCUACAGUGACCGAGACGGCUACGGGGGUCGCGACCGUGACUACGCGGAUCAUCCGAGUGGAAGCUCCUACCGAGACAUCUUCGAGAGCUACGGGGACCCGCGCGGCGUUGCCCCCGUGCGGGGCCCGCCGCCAUCUUACGGCGGAGGCGGCCGCUACGACGAGUACCGCAGCUGCUCCCCCGACGCCUACGGCGGCGGCCGCGACAAUUACACCAGUGGCCGGAGCGACCGCUAUUCCAGGGGCCGCGAACGGGUAGGCAGACCGGAUCGCGGGCUCCCCCCGUCCAUGGAAAGGGGGUGUCCUCCUCCUCGUGAUUCCUACAGCAGGUCGGGCCGGAGGGCGCCCCGGGGCGGAGGCCGUCUUGGAAGCCGCCCGGAGAGAGGGGGAGGCCGGAGCAGAUACUAA
Molecule: messenger RNA, 957 nt
Organism: Trichechus manatus latirostris (Florida manatee)
Lineage: Eukaryota; Metazoa; Chordata; Mammalia; Sirenia; Trichechidae
Gene: RBMXL2
Product: RBMX like 2
Exons: 2
Coding region: 1-957 (318 amino acids)
Biological process (GO): positive regulation of mRNA splicing, via spliceosome
Cellular component (GO): spliceosomal complex
Molecular function (GO): RNA binding
Source: RefSeq, a predicted model, not a curated record